Ricinus communis (castor bean) is the source of this 2891-nucleotide messenger RNA. Its product is annotated as histone-lysine N-methyltransferase family member SUVH9. The coding region runs from base 214 to 2238 and encodes 674 amino acids. Gene Ontology annotation, cellular component: nucleus. The transcript is spliced from 3 exons. Gene Ontology annotation, molecular function: zinc ion binding; histone methyltransferase activity; protein binding. Lineage: Eukaryota; Viridiplantae; Streptophyta; Magnoliopsida; Malpighiales; Euphorbiaceae. The record is from RefSeq and is a predicted model, not a curated record.
UCUUAAAAAAAAAAAACAAAAACAAAUUUUCUUUCUUUUUAUUGUCUAAAACUUAUUCUCAUUCCCAUUUUCAUUUCCAUUCCCUUUCUGAAAAAAAAAGAAAACCAUGAAAGCACCUUGAAGCCUUCUUUCAGUGCAAAAACCCUGACAGAAACUUAAAUUUCAUGCGAGCUCUGUUGUAAUCUGAAUUUCAAUCUUUAGACCGAAAUUGAAAUGGGAUCUGUAGUCCCAUUUCAAGACCUUAAUCUCAAUCUCUCUCCACCAUGUCCGCCAUCAACCACCGCCGUCUCCGUCGCAACACCGUCGCCGCUAUUGAUCCCAAAAUUGGAACCCAAACUCGAACCACUAGACAGUCUAGUAGAAACACCUCUGCCACAAGAAGAGCCACAAGAUCCGUUAUUUCCCGAUUUUACCCCUAACUUCUUUUCAAAUACCGAUAGUACCCCUACUCCUCCUCCCCCUCCUUCCCAAUCCUCCAUCGAGGAAGACAAUGUAUACUCCGAAUAUCACAGAAUCACCGAACUCUUCCGCACAGCAUUUGCUCAACGCUUGCAACAACAACAAAAUCAACAGCAAUACGCUGACGUUUCGGAUGAUUCUCGCGCAAUCAUACCACUAAAUGACGAAAAUAACCUCACAGUCACAACGAAACCGCACCGUCGCUAUUCUAAACGCUCAUCAGAGCUAGUACGUGUAACCGACUUAGGAUUAGAAGACCAGCGAUAUUUUCGGGAUGUCGUUAGACGCACACGCAUGCUAUUCGACGCGCUCCGGAUCUUUAGCGUUUUGGAGGAGGAGAAACGGCGUGGUGAAGCCCUAGGUAGACGCGCGCGCGGCGAUCUUUUAGCGUCAUCAAUUAUGCGUGACCGUGGGCUUUGGCUUAACCGUGAUAAACGGAUUGUGGGGUCCAUACCUGGAGUUGAAGUUGGAGAUAUUUUCUUUUUCAGAAUGGAACUAUGUGUUGUUGGUCUCCACGGUCAAGUUCAAGCUGGGAUUGAUUAUCUUCCAGCGAGCCAGAGCUCAAAUCGAGAACCUAUAGCGACAAGUGUGAUUGUUUCUGGUGGUUACGAGGAUGAUGAGGAUUCUGGUGAUGUGAUUGUUUAUACAGGUCAUGGUGGACAGGAUAAGUUUUCCAGACAAUGUAUGCAUCAGAAGUUGGAAGGAGGGAAUUUGGCUUUAGAACGGAGUAUGCAUUAUGGUAUUGAGGUGAGAGUUAUUAGAGGAUUUAAAUAUGCUGGUAGUUUUACUAAUAAGAUUUAUGUUUAUGAUGGUUUGUAUAAGAUUCAUGAUUGUUGGUUUGAUGUGGGUAAAUCUGGUUUUGGUGUUUAUAAGUAUAAACUAAUGAGGAUUGUUGGUCAACCGGAAAUGGGUAGUUCUGUAUUAAGGUUUGCGCAGAGUUUGAGGACUGCACCAUUGUCUGUGAGACCUAGAGGUUAUCUUAGUCUCGAUAUUUCCAAUAAGAAAGAGAAUAUGCCGAUUAUGUUAUUUAAUGAUAUUGAUAAUGAUCAUGAUCCUCUGUGUUAUGAGUAUUUAGCUAGGACUGUAUUUCCUCCUUUUGCAUUUAAUCAGGGAAGUAGUGGGACGGGUUGUGAGUGCAUUGGUGGUUGUGUUGAUGGUUGUCUUUGUUCGAUGAAGAAUGGUGGCGAGUUUGCUUAUGAUCAAAAUGGGUUUUUGUUGAGAGGGAAACCGCUGGUGUUUGAAUGUGGUGCUUUUUGUAAAUGUCCACCAAGCUGUCGGAACCGGGUAAGUCAAAAGGGCUUGAAAAACAGAUUGGAAGUGUUUAGGUCGAGGGAAACGGGUUGGGGAGUUCGGUCAUUGGAUUUGAUACAUGCUGGUGAAUUCAUAUGUGAAUAUGCAGGGGUUAUUCUCACAAAAGAUCAAGCUCAAGUUUUCACAAUGAAUGGUGACAGUUUGAUUUAUCCCAAUCGGUUUUCCCCAAAGUGGGCAGAAUGGGGAGAUUUAUCUCAGAUUUAUGCUGAUUAUGUGCGUCCUACAUAUCCCUCAGUUCCGCCUUUGGAUGUCGCAAUGGAUGUGUCAAGAAUGAGGAACGUUGCUUGUUAUUUGAGCCAUAGUUCAACUCCAAAUGCGAUGGUGCAAUAUGUUCUGUUUGAUCACAAUAAUUUGAUGUUUCCUCACCUUAUGCUUUUUGCACUGGAGAAUAUUCCUCCUUUAAGGGAGAUCAGCCUUGAUUAUGGGGUGGCUGAUGAAUGGACGGGGAAGCUUUCCAUUUGCAACUGAAUAGACUUGAAGAGUUUUUGAAACUCUUGCAUGUGUUGUAGCACAACAUCCUGGGGACAUGACGCUAUAAGUCUAAAGUGUUAAAAAGAGUUAAUCAUAGUUUAUGACUGUGAGGUGAGAUUGGGCAGUUGUUUGCCAUAGUUUUCUGACCCCUAUCCUGAAGUGUCUAGUCUUCAUCAUUUUGCCAAAGUUGAUGCUGCCAUCUUUUUAUGGUAUUGGACUAUAGAUAGCUUUCACCUUUUGCAUAUGCUUCGGUGGUUUAUCUCUCUGUUUUCUUCCCUUGAUCUCCAAGUGCUCAAGGCCGAGAGGUGCUUUGACGGUUCAAAAUUGUUUUAUUUUCCUAGUUUUGGGGGUUCGGGCCGGGGACGGGCAACUGGAACUGGGAAUUUUGGGCUAAUGUAUGGAUGCUGCUGUUGUGAAAUCACCAACUCUGUAGACAAUAUAAUCCUGUCAGUGGAACUAUAGGAAGAAGCCAUGUACCCUCUAAUACCAUGGGAAAAUAUUUACCAUAAAGGCCUUUUGCAAGCUUGUAUGCAAGACUGUAUGAACCUUUUCUUUGUACCUAGUGGCUUGUAUAUACCAAAUUCAAAUUUUAUAAGCUUGUACAGGAAUUCCAUCAAUGUUUGCAGAAAAAGCUGUGAAUACUUUUGAUA